AUGGCUUCAACAUCCGCCUCCGCAGAUACUUCUGCGACGGCUUCUACGCCUAAGAAAUACAACCUCCGCAACCCGCUCCCCCCUCUCGGCCUCCCAAGAACAAGAAGUCAAGCAGAUGUACUACAAGCGUCUUUUGCUGAAUGCGCUGUCAACCGUACCGUCACUGCCACAUGGGUCUGCCGACAACAGCGUCUCGCCAUGAAUGCCUGCAUGGUCACUCACGCCAAUAACAGGGAGGAAGAAGAUCGCGCCCGCGAGGAGUGGUUCUCAACACACGAGGAGCGGCGUCGUGCGAAGGAGGAAGAGCUGGUACGGGUUGAGAAGCGACGCGCGGAGGUCAUCAAGAUGAUGCGGGAAGACGAAGAGCGGAGGCGGCAACAGGCUGAGGGAAAGUGA
Penicillium daleae is the source of this 396-nucleotide messenger RNA. RefSeq lists its product as uncharacterized. The transcript is spliced from 2 exons. Bases 1 to 396 code for a protein of 131 amino acids. The record is from RefSeq and is a predicted model, not a curated record. NCBI's taxonomy places the organism in Eukaryota, Fungi, Ascomycota, Eurotiomycetes, Eurotiales, Aspergillaceae.